Messenger RNA from Condylura cristata (star-nosed mole), 1927 nucleotides. It is a transcript of the gene FBXL21, whose product is annotated as F-box and leucine-rich repeat protein 21. The coding region runs from base 253 to 1557 and encodes 434 amino acids. The transcript is spliced from 6 exons. Lineage: Eukaryota; Metazoa; Chordata; Mammalia; Eulipotyphla; Talpidae. Gene Ontology annotation, molecular function: protein binding. The record is from RefSeq and is a predicted model, not a curated record. Gene Ontology annotation, cellular component: nucleus; cytosol; SCF ubiquitin ligase complex. Gene Ontology annotation, biological process: SCF-dependent proteasomal ubiquitin-dependent protein catabolic process; G2/M transition of mitotic cell cycle; regulation of cell cycle.
CACUUGGUGGUCUUCGCUCCCACCCGGCGGAGCGCUGGGAGCUCCCGGGGCCGCCACUCCCAGCGCGGACAGGGCUGGCCUGGCUCGCCGCCCCUGCGUGGUAUGCGAGAGCCGGGGCACGCGCGGAGACACGCGGUUAUCUGUCUGAAGUCUAGGAAGUAAAAAUCGAGUGGAUGCUGGCAAGUACCCAUGGCAGCAGUUACUUCAUUGCAUUUGUUCUGACUGGACUGUAACUUGGAAACCUUUUAUAGAAUGAAGAGGAACAAUUUAUCUGUGGUGAAUAAAAUUGUCCAGUCAUCACCAGCAGCAAAACAGUCAAAACUUGGCUUCUACUCUUCUCUCAACCAGACUCGUGUGUGCACUGUUCUACUCGAUUGGGGAAGUUUACCUCAUCAUGUAGUGUUACACAUUUUCCAGUAUCUUCCUUUAAUAGAUCGAGCCCGGGCUUCUUCUGUAUGUAAGACGUGGAAUGAAGUUUUUCAUAUUCCUGAUCUCUGGAGAAAGUUUGAAUUUGAACUGAACCAAUCAACUAUUUCAUAUUUUAAAUCCAGUCAUCCUGAUCUCAUUCAGCAGAUCAUUAAAGAAUAUUCUGCCCAUCUCCAAUAUGUCAUCAUUAAAGUUGAUAGUAGUACAGAAUCAGCAGAAGCUGCCUGUGAUAUACUUUCUCAGCUGGUACAUUGUUCUAUCCAGACCUUGAGCUUGAUUUCAACAGCCAAGCCAAGUUUUGUGAAUAUGUUAAAGUCUCAUUUUGUAUCAGCACUUAGAAUUGUUUUUGACAAUUCAAAGUCGUUAUCAUCAGUCAAAAUUGAAGACACACCAGUGGACGAUCUUUCAUUGAAAAUUCUCGUGGCAAAUAAUAGUGGCACGCUACAACUCUUAAAAAUGAGUAACUGUCCUCAUGUUUCAUCUGAUGGAAUCCUUUGUGUAGCUGAUCAUUGUCAAGGCCUUAGAGAACUGGCAUUGAAUUAUUACAUUUUAAGUGAUGAACUUCUCCUAGCACUUUCAAGUAAGACUCAUGUUAACCUUGAACAUCUUCGAAUUGAUGUUGUGAGUGAAAACCCUGGACAAAUUGAAUUUCAUUCUAUUCAAAAACAAAGUUGGGAUGCACUUGUUAAACAUUCUCCUGGAGUAAAUAUUGUUAUGUACUUCUUUUUAUUAGAAGAGGAAUUUGAAACAUUCUUCAAAGAAGAAAUCCCUGUCACUCAUCUAUAUUUUGGUCGUUCAGUAAACAAAACAAUUCUAGGGCGGAUAGCUCUUAACUGUCCACGACUAAUUGAAUUAGUGAUAUCUGCUAAUGGUCUUCAAAUUCUUGAUAAUGAACUUAUUUGUAUUGCUGAACACUGUAAAAACUUGACAGCUUUGGGCCUCAGUGAAUGUGAAGUUAGCUGCAGCGCUUUCAUUGAGUUUGUAAGACUAUGUGGGAGAAGGCUGACACAGCUCUCCAUUAUGGAAGAAGUUUUGAUCCCUGAUGAAGAGUAUAGUUUAGAUGAAAUCCACACUGAAGUCUCCAAAUAUCUGGGCAGAAUGUGGUUCCCUGAUGUCAUGCCUAUCUGGUAGCUCUGGUAAUCUACCAGAGAUUCUUAACAUUCUUUUAAUCAGUAAACUUAGCUUCUUUUUCUCUAUGCAAAUGUAAAGCUGCAUGGCUGAAAUGCUUUACGUAAAUUAUUUUAUUGUUUGCAAAUUGUCUUAAUGAAUUUUAGUAGAAACAGUUGAAAGAAAUAGAAGAAAUUUGAAUAACCAGAUAUCUUAGUCAAUAGUGUACAAACACUGUAUUGUGGAUUAGAUACUUGAUAUACUAAAAACUACAAAGGUUUCUAAAUAAGUUCUUCAAUCUUCCUUGAAGGCAUAUCUUGCUACAUAAAUAUAUAAUAUUGAACUUCUGAGGCCUUAAAUUGUCAUUUACAACUUUAUGUUGUUUGAUUGCUUC